AUGCCAUUGGAUGCUUCUCAUCCUUAUUUGACCGAUUUAGACAUCGCCCCCCAGAUCCAGCGUGCGAGCGACAAUCGACCGGCGAAGUCGCCGAUUCACAACCUUCUAGACCCAUGUCUGUUGGAGCUACCAAACACUGCUCUCCAGGAACCACAAGAGUUCCCGUUUGAUAACUCGAUAUCCCCCCUUCCAGGCAGAGCAUCAGAAGGGAAUUCGAUCUGGCUGGACCAGUCUCCGAGUGCCAUGCCAGAAAGUCAUGGUUGUCUUCCGAGUCCUUCGAACGGUUCUCCGAUUGAAGAACAGCCCGUCCGCGUUUUCUAUGACAGAUUCUAUCCUGCUCAUCCAUUCCUGGUUCCGAUGAGAGCGUACGAGGACCGCCAAUAUCCGGAAUUCCUGCAACGCAUUGUGCGAUUCAUCGGCUGUCAUUAUCACUCCUCACCAGCCCCGGACGGGUGCACCUGUGAAUCCAUAACUGCUGAAUUGGACCUGAUCAACGAAAGACCCUCCCCCUGCCUGGUCCAGGCUCGAUUACUAUGGUCGCUCUUUUCGUACUUCCAGGCCCGCCAGGCAGAAGCUCGCUCUUGUCUCUCCCGAGCCAUUGAUACCGCGAUACAUCUAGGAAUGCACCAAAGAGAGUUUGCUGCGUUAUUUUCCCAGUCCCAUAGCAUCGAAGCAGAGAGUCUAAGACGAACGUGGUGGGAACUUUUCAUCGCAGAAGCCCUGAUGCAGAUUCCACGUGGGGAAGAGGCUCUCUUUCGGUGUGGAGAUGCUCCCUACGACGUCGACCUCCCCUGCGAAGAAUCAGUAUAUGUGGUCUGCGACCCGAUUCCACAGCCUCUGACAAUCUCGUCGUUCGAUAAGAGGAUUUUCCUCGACGCAGAAUCGCGUUUCUCCUCAUUUACCUACCGUAUCGAGGCCGUGCGGAUCCUUAUGCGGAUUGUAUCGUUGAAUAAUUCGUCAGAACAACACCCGGAUAACCUGCAGGCUGUUCAGAAUGCGCUCGUCGGCUGGAAAAGCCAUCUACCGUCGAACAAGGUGGACAUUGUGGACAUGUAUGGCGAGGAAGACGAGAUGCUAUUUCAGGCCCAUAGUAUAAUCCACUUCGCAGAAAUGCUCCUACACCUACCUCGAAGCACACUCAAACCUGCAUUCCCGGGGACAAACGCGGUCAGCUGUCCUGCGGUUCCUCCUCGACUUCCUGCUACCUUCACCAGCCGCGUUCAUGAUGUCAAGGCUAUCGAAGCCUCGAAACAGCUCUCGAACCUUCUUUCCAUUGCCCCAAGAACUCGUCAACACACCCCCUUCUCCAUUUGCUGGUCAUUGAUGUGUGGUGUUGUACAACUAGCCACCUGUAAGUGCCACUCCCAGAACUGUCUGGACCACCACCUCAACCGCGUCGUUCUAGUCCUGGGAUGCCUGAAAGACCUAGGGAACACGUGGACUCUCGCAAGGAACGCCCAGAGCCAUCUGAAACGCAUCUCAGCCGAGACAUUCUGUCCCUGGAUGGACACAUAUUCUUCUCGGCGACGUAACACAUAUUCUGCCGGAAGUGAAACGUCUAGACAUGCGUCUGACAACCCUGCAGGGAUUAGUGCUACCAUCGACGAAGAUGUGCAAGGGUCUGACUCGUCAAUACCGGAGAUUAUAUCGACGUAUUUUGAACCGGUCUGCAGCGACUCAUUUUUACCUAGCCGAAUCGCCGGGAUUGAUUAG
Messenger RNA from Monascus purpureus, 1713 nucleotides. Lineage: Eukaryota; Fungi; Ascomycota; Eurotiomycetes; Eurotiales; Aspergillaceae. The record is from the annotation of a GenBank genome assembly.